Messenger RNA from Olea europaea var. sylvestris, 965 nucleotides. RefSeq lists its product as uncharacterized. The transcript is spliced from 8 exons. The coding region runs from base 1 to 669 and encodes 222 amino acids. The record is from RefSeq and is a predicted model, not a curated record. Gene Ontology annotation, cellular component: chloroplast. Lineage: Eukaryota; Viridiplantae; Streptophyta; Magnoliopsida; Lamiales; Oleaceae.
AUGGAAGAUGCCUCUGAAGAAGGGCACUCUCUUGAUGAGUUAGAUCCCCGGAUAAUUGACUCUGAGCCAAAUGCAACCCCAAUGAAAGAACUUAAAACUUUCUCCGCCAACCCAGAGGACCCCAGUCAGAUCCAAGGAUCAAUUGCCAUCAUCUUAACAUCAAUUCCUCCUGUGCCCCCACAUCGGCAGAAAAGACGUGCCCUCAACUCGGAGUGGUGCGAGACACUCAAAGACGAAGUAGACAAGCUUAGCUGCAGCGGCUUCUCUAUACCAAAGUUGCAAGGUAUAGUUACUGGUUAUGUGUUUAGGUCUUUGAGAAGAUACAGAUCUGAAGUUCUGAGUGUUGUUAUUCGCCCAUCUAAUCAACUCAAGAUUACGUUCUUGGAGGCCAAAGAUAUUGCUGAUUUGGGUUCACUAAAGGAGGCAGCUAAAAUAUUUGUCCCAGGUGGGGCAACUCUUUACUCGGCCCGCACAAUUAAAAUCAAGGAAGAAGAAGGUUAUAGGAAUUAUUACUUCUACGAGUUUGGUAACAACAUUCAGCAUGUUGCACUAUUAGCUGCUGUUAAUAGUGGGAAGGUGUUUAUUGCUGGAGCAACUGCGCCCCAUAAUAAAUGGAAUGACGAUGGCGUGCGACUUCGAUCUGCUGCAGUGUCACUGAUAGUUCUUUGAAAAUUCUAUCGGUGGUUUUAGAAUUCAUUUUCUGCUACAAGAACAACAUGAAGAUGUUUAAUGAAAGAUAUAGAGCUAUAGCAAAUCCUGAAUUUCCUGCAGUUGGGAGUUAAGCUGUGAAUAAAAUCGUAUAGUGCAACUAGUAGUUCCCAUUUUUGCCUCAGAUCUACAGACGACUUACAAACACCUACAUAUUAAUUAACUUGCGAAAAGAUUGAUUCUUGAAACUAUGUAAUAUAUUGAGUUGUACUAGGUGUAUUAUUAUUUUGACUUUUUUUUUUCUUUUACUUUCUACA